Messenger RNA from Dreissena polymorpha, 834 nucleotides. Its product is annotated as P2X purinoceptor 7-like. The transcript has 3 exons. Bases 111 to 563 code for a protein of 150 amino acids. The record is from RefSeq and is a predicted model, not a curated record. Lineage: Eukaryota; Metazoa; Mollusca; Bivalvia; Myida; Dreissenidae.
GUUGUGCCGGUGAAUCAAGGCCAUGGGCGUCGCUACCGUGGUGGUGGUAGACGUAUGCAAGUGGUGGUCCUUCCCGUGACCACGCUCUCACUGCCCACCGCUUUGCUGCAAUGGGUAGCUCCAUAACUCACUACAUGGCAAAGCAUUUCCCAGUGGCAUCAAUGGUUUAUGUACAGGAGGUUGGGCAUUGGAGUUAUGACGGGGUACAUCUGAGUGAAGCGGGAGAGGCAGAAUUCAUGGAGAGUUUGAAACGGAAGCUGAUCAAGGUUAUGUUGCCUAAGGACUUGGAAGUGAUGAGAUCCAUGCAAUAUCAAGGGAGGAGAUUGGUGCAGACAGUAAGGAUCAACCCAGGUCUGAUGUUCUGCCUGUUCACGAGGCCUGCUGUUGCAUCGGACGGCGGAUUCCAUCCACCAGGAGCCAGCAAUACCCGCCUUGGUGUAGCUGCGGCCAAUGCAGUGAUAUGCCAACUUCCGUUGAGCGUGUUUGCUGUGGGAAAAGAGUGUGCAUCACUCACACCCCAAAAUUCAACACCUUGGUAUUGGAUGAGCGUGUCUUGGCUCUAGGACGGUUGCUGCGUCGAAAUAUUCUUGUGUUCCCAGAUGAACAACUGGGCGAAGAAGAAAACAACAACAAUGUGGCCAAUAGGUUUCAUGCCUACAUGAAUUAUACCCUUUGGAGGCAUGGUCGUUUCAGCUCUGAAGUGAGGAUUCCUAUCUUGGCAUGUGCUGUGUGGAAGAUUAGUGACAAGUUCCCCCACCCAUAUGAGCAGUUCAUCGGUUUCAAACCAUCAGUGUAGAAUUUUAUCAUCUAGAGUGUCUAAUUUUAUUUUUUUGU